AUGACCGAACAUCUUCGCAACACCGACACGAAGGAAAUGUCUAAGUCAUCCCCUGUUCAUUUUGCAACGGGAGAUGCGAUGUCGACCACCACCGGCAAUGAGGCACUCGAUACACCCACAGGAACGAGUGUCUCUGAUGAGUCCACGGACACCAGUGUCUGCUCUGAGUCAAUUCGCCGCAUGAUCUUGAGCCAGUAUCGUGAACGCCGCUCCUGGAACUGCCCGUGGCCCGGUCGAACUUUCAUUAUUCGUGAUCCUGUCACGAAGCUUGUCCUCGGGCUAGAAAAAGGUAUUCUACGCCUUGUGCCGGAAGAUGAUGGGCAGGGUCGCAGCAUUCACUGGUGCUGCGUUAGACACCCUAGAGGACUAUGGGGUUUGCAGAACAAUGUCUCGGGCACUUAUGUAGGCACAUGGGACAUGCAUCAGCAAAAAGAAUUUGUCGCGAGGAGCACGACGCACAAUAGCACCGAAUCGUUAUUCGUGCAAGGACAUCCAGAUGGUGGCUAUAUUAUCUCCGUGGUUACCGACAAGACGCGUGUCCUAUCGAUGGAAUCGCGACAGGAAGAGCUACUGGCCGUUACUUCUAAUACUGCCACCGCGUGGAAAUUCGUCCGUGUCGACCUUUCAGAUUGA
Messenger RNA from Penicillium bovifimosum, 633 nucleotides. RefSeq lists its product as uncharacterized. The record is from RefSeq and is a predicted model, not a curated record. The coding region runs from base 1 to 633 and encodes 210 amino acids. The transcript has a single exon. Lineage: Eukaryota; Fungi; Ascomycota; Eurotiomycetes; Eurotiales; Aspergillaceae.